CUCAGGGUUAAAAGAUCAGAAGGAAGCAGCAGCUGUUCAGAAUCUGAUCAGCCUUCCUGGAGAGAUGGUCCUGUUCUUGCUCCUGGCAGCCCUUCUUCUGUUCCCCACUGGGGAGGCAGCUCAAUCAAUGUCACCUGGGGGCCCACAACAUCAUGGAACAGAGAGGAUCCAGUAGGUCAUCCCUGUGACAGGAGCCAUCCGCCACCCAGACUGUAAUGGGAGAAACCCCAGCAGCUGUGACCUGGGCAGACCUUCUGGAAGAUGCAGCCACUCCUGCUCCUGAUGGCAUUUCUUCUGCCUCCUGGGCUGGGACAGGGCAGAUCAUCGGAGGCCGAGAGGCCAGGCCCCAUUCCCGCCCCUACAUGGCAUUUAUCCUGAUCCGAACUCCAGGAGGUCUGAAAGCUUGUGGGGGGUUCCUGGUGCGUGAUGACUUUGUGAUGGCAGCAGCUCACUGCCUGGGAAGCCAAAUGAAUGUCAUCCUGGGGGCCCACAACGUCAGGACACUGGAAGGCACGCAGCAGCGCAUCCCUGUGCUCAGACCCAUCCCCCAUCCCGGGUACAGUCCGUGGAGCCACAGCAAUGACAUCAUGUUACUGCAGCUGGUGAACAGAGUCCAGCGUAAUCGAUUCGUGAAGCUGGUGCCUCUGCCUCAGACUCAGAACAGACUCAGGCCUGGGACCCGGUGCACCGUGGCCGGCUGGGGCCUGACUGGUCCGAACACGAGAACAGACACGCUCCAGUGUGUGCAGCUGAGUGUGCAGAGGGAUAGGGUGUGCAGAAGACGCUUCAUGUCAUACAACGGCCGAACACAGAUCUGUGUGGGGGACCCGAGACAGAAGUCUGCCUUUGUGGUGGAAAGAAUACUUGACGGUGGAAGGGGGAGGCAAGAGCAGUGGAAGAGCCCCCAUACAGUCCUUCCUAAGCUCAGUGACAUUUAUUUUGAGCCCCAGAGCACCACCCAAGUCAAGACUCAGUCCUCAGGAAACUCCCAGUGCAGACCCAUCUCCCCACCUAAGGAUAUUCCAGCUAUUGAGCCCCUUCAAGGCAGCUGACUGCCUUUAGCAGCCCUGCUGGAAAGGUUUCUACAGACCUCACCAGGCUCACCUUCAGAGGACAAUUCUCUUUUUGGCCAUCCCCAAAGUCAGGUCCACCACCUCUCACAGCUUAGCUCCUCUCCUAUUAAGUAAAUCUCAGCAGCAGAAGUUUGGCAUGGGUCCAAAGUUUACUUAAGGAAAAUAUUCCUUGUUGUGUUCUCCGCAGGCACUGGACUCUGAUCUCUCAAGUACUAGCCAGUCCUCUCUCAAUCAGAAGGUAUUGUUCUUCUAUUUUCUCCCAGUCCCACUGGCCACAGACCAUUCAGCCUGCUGCUCUCAA
Cervus elaphus (red deer) is the source of this 1374-nucleotide messenger RNA. Its product is annotated as cathepsin G-like. Gene Ontology annotation, molecular function: serine-type endopeptidase activity. The record is from RefSeq and is a predicted model, not a curated record. The transcript is spliced from 7 exons. Gene Ontology annotation, biological process: proteolysis. NCBI's taxonomy places the organism in Eukaryota, Metazoa, Chordata, Mammalia, Artiodactyla, Cervidae. Gene Ontology annotation, cellular component: intracellular membrane-bounded organelle; cytoplasm. The coding region runs from base 216 to 1052 and encodes 278 amino acids.